Mytilinidion resinicola is the source of this 1368-nucleotide messenger RNA. RefSeq lists its product as uncharacterized. Gene Ontology annotation, molecular function: cysteine-type endopeptidase activity. The transcript has 2 exons. The coding region runs from base 1 to 1368 and encodes 455 amino acids. The record is from RefSeq and is a predicted model, not a curated record. Lineage: Eukaryota; Fungi; Ascomycota; Dothideomycetes; Mytilinidiales; Mytilinidiaceae. Gene Ontology annotation, biological process: proteolysis.
AUGGAGCCCGAAUCAUCCCCAACCGAACCAUUUCCCCUUGGAAACCGGGUGAUUCACGCCAACAUACAAUCCGUCGAGCCUGAAGGACCCAGCACCAACGACGACGGUUCCCCCGCAAACUCCCAGAACUUCCUGUCUAAUGAGCAGAAGAAGGCGCGGAAUGCAUCCUCCGAGAUGCAACUCUGGUGGGAUGAAGCCAUAGCAAAGAACAUGAAUCUUCCGGCCUAUUAUCGGAAUGUUUCUGUCCUGAUAAUCAAGUGGAGCGACGAGCUGGACGAGUUAAAGACAGGUGCAGAGGUUAUCGAGCUCGACACCCUUUUUCGCGACUCCUUCCAUUACAAAACGCGCAUCGUAGAACUGAACGUGCGGAAGAAGCCUCAACAUCAGCUCAACCGUCAUAUCAGCGCCUUCGUCGAGGAGAGCGAUGGCCCGGAUAAUCUCAUGAUUGUAUAUUAUACGGGCCACGGCGUAUACAGAGAACACGGGAAAUACCUGGAGCUGACGGCUACUACGAAUCUAAGCGUGAAAAGAGGACUUAAUAUCGCCGCGCAGGCCAAUUGGGAUAAGGCUGAAGAAGCUCUUCGCGACGAAAAUGUUGAUGGAGAUGUUCUCACCAUCCUCGAUACCUGCUUCUCUAGCAAUCUAACCAAGUCAGCGAAAGAGGACACAAGGACAUAUGAGCUGCUCAGCGCCUGCGGAUUGGAUGGGACAACGGCGAGUCCCGGCGAGAACUCUUUCACACGAGCUCUGAUAGACUCUAUGAAAGAGCUUCUGGUGGAGUUCCCAGAUCGAUCCUUCACGACCUUUCACCUAACCCAACGAAUCAAUCUACACCCGAACCGCCGAGACACUCUCUCUGUCUUAUGGAAUAGGCUGAGGCAUCAUGAGCGCCACAUCCGUCUCUGCCCGCUCAAACCAGAAAGCGACCAGACACGCAAACGUCGGCCACCUCCUGGCGGUUACCUCACGUUGAGGUUUGCUAUACGCGACGAGAAGCUCAAUUGCGAGCAAAUUCAGCUGCUAACACGACACCUCUCAGAAGCUUUCAACAACAAAGCUAUGAUUGGGGUGCGUAGUAUCGAUUGGAUGGGCAUAAAACCAGCCCGAGUGCGGCACUUCAGGCGCGCUGCGCUGGCCCUCCAAGCUUGCCAACAAUGGAAGAAUAUCGUUAGACGGAAACGGCUUCACAGGAUGCAACAGCACCCAACACCUGAAUCUGACAGCAGCUUCCUGGGGCCAAAUCGGAAACGAACGCGAGAUGACAUGUCCGUUGAGCCGGUUGACGAACGGGAGUCGAAAAGAGACAAGCUUUCUCACUACCCAAGGGGGAAAUGCCCUAUGAUCAGUCCUUUGACUCCACCGUCAUAA